This is a messenger RNA of Trypanosoma brucei brucei TREU927, 1773 nucleotides long. RefSeq lists its product as hypothetical. The transcript has a single exon. Lineage: Eukaryota; Euglenozoa; Kinetoplastea; Trypanosomatida; Trypanosomatidae. The record is from RefSeq and is a predicted model, not a curated record. The coding region runs from base 1 to 1773 and encodes 590 amino acids.
AUGAACUUCUCUGGUGGAAACAAGGAAGGACUGGACAAGCAGUCUUAUACAAGUGUUCCCCCGGGGACACGAGAGGAGGAAAUUCAGAAUUCAGGGAACCUUGCCGUUAAGCAGCCCACUGUUCCAACUCUUAGUUCUGCCACCGCUUCUCCAGCGAACACAGCAGCGGGUGAGUUAAAUGACCCUCGCCCUCACAACACCGUCGCCUCUUCUGGUGCUGCCGGUUCUGUGGGACAUCUGCAGGUGGAGCGAAAACAAGAGUGCGAUGAUCAGCAACCAAUGAAAUCGCCUACGCCCUUAGAGGAGACCCUGAAUACUGUGACACAAUAUUUGGUUCAGAGGGACGAUCUUCCAACCAUUCCAUUGUUGCAACAGCAGGCACUGCUUUUAGGAGAGGUACCUGACUUAAAGGAAGUGCCAGAACCUUCACAAACGGUAUUUACGCCUCCGAAGGAAUACGGGGACGAAACGGGCCCGUGGGGAUCCUUUUUGAGUCUAAAGAAGGCCACUGGAGAGACAGUUUUUGGAAUGAUGUCUUUUUACGAUCAAGUUAUGAAGCUGCAGGUUACACAUGAGAAGGAGGCCGCAUCCUACCGAGAAGCUGCUGAACAUACGGUUAGCCAACAGCGUCAGACCAUUGAGGCACUCACUUCCGAGUGCAGGAUUUUACGUUCGAGAAAUGACCGUAUGAGGACCAUCAUUGAUAAAACAAAUCAACAACUCAAACAGUGGGAAAGCGAAAACAGCGAGCUAAAUAAAAAGCUAAGAGAAGUUGAACAGCGUUGCGCUCACGUUGAAGACCGCGCGGUAGUCGCGGAAUGUGGUCGGAAGAUGCUUGAACUGCGCCUCCGGGAAGUAGAAAUGUCGUUAAACUACAGCACAGAUGCAGUCAACAAGCUUAGAAAGAGCUUGAAUGAGGCGAACCGGGACAGGGAUCACGCCCUACAAGAACAGUAUAAUGUUUAUGAGGCAAACAGAAGGGAUAUGAUCGAGUUCUAUGAUAGACGCGAGAGGGAACUGGUUCACGAAUUUAACGAAACGGUGACUAAACUUCAAGAUAUAAUGUACAACGCCAUGAAGGCUCAUGAAGAUAAGUUGAGGGAGUGUUGGAAUGAUAUGCAGCGUCUUCAGCAAGAGAAACAUGAAGAGUCUAUCAAAGAGCUCAACAUACUGAGGGAAAAAGAAGAACGAGACUAUAACGCAAGAAUUUCACGGGUGGAGCAAGACAAUCAAAGGCGAUACGAACAGUAUCGUAGCGAGAUGGCACUUCUUGAGCAGCGUCAGAGGGAACGGGAAGAACACUUGUUGAUGGAUAUAUCGCAAAGGGAAAGGGAGCUUAGUGAAAGGGAGCAGCGGCUUCGCGUACAGCGGACACAGGAUGAACAAGACACGAAGAUAGCUUUAAUGGCUAAAGAGACGGAAGUGAAGACAUACUAUGAGAGACUAAUGGAAAACAUGCGGUCGGCGUUCGACAAGGAACGUGAGAAGAUGUGCACCUUCUUCCGGGAGCAGGUGCAGGAAAUAUCUCAGCUCCAUCUGGAAAAUGAACGGCAACUGGAACGGACGCACCGGGACAAAGAGAGAGAAAUGGCACAGCGAUAUCGUAUCGCGGGGUAUGAGGCUGAGGAUCGCAGAGGGAACGUGGAGCUUCGCGAUGUUUCCAUGGCGACCCAGUCUGCGCUCCUAUCAAAAUUUGACGCUAUCGAGGCACGGCAGCGCGAACGUGCAGAAAAGGCCCGUGCUGUAUUUCAAAAUCAACCCGAAUCGAAGUAA